AUAUGUUUCCACCACAUAUGACUGCCGACCCUAGCGUCCCACGGGACUUGACUCUCGCUACGGUAGCGGUGGAUAAAUCGGAGUCAGCUCAGCUGAUUAAGAAAAGAGCAGAAAGUGAGAGGCAAUCAACUCUGAAUCUCAUAUGGGUACGGAAGAUGUUGUUUCCGAACGAAAGUCACACUGUCUUGCAAAAAACACUGCAUAAAAUACCUUUCCGCAGGAGGAUGUUCGAUGCGAGACUCAAUUUUGAGCAGCUCAAGGCCAUCGACUCCGUGUGCAGAAACGAAUAUGGCACACUUCCGUUCCUCAUAUCUGGUCCGCCAGGGACUGGAAAGACAAAGACUCUUGUCGAAACAGCAUUGCAACUCCUAGCAUCUAAAAAGAGGGCCCAUAUCCUAGUUUGCGCGCCUUCAGAUCCUGCAGCGGAUACACUGGCCCUGCGACUCAGUGUACAUCUCAAGCCACAUGAGCUACUUCGACUGAACGGGCCUUCGAGGUCAUUCCCUGAGGUUCCUGGGCAAUUAAUGCCAUACUGCUAUAUCGAAAAGGACAUGUUCUACAUUCCUCCGAUGCCGAAGCUUACGAGAUAUGAGAUCGUCGUCACUACAUGUAGAGAUGCUGCCUUUCUAGUCUCUGGCAGGGUAACCAACCACGAUCUCCACAGUCUUGGAACGGGUAUGCAAUCAGCCCUACAUCCUAAUGAUCCCCCUAAAGGUGCUUGGGAACCACAUUGGGGUGCUCUGUUAAUGGAUGAAGCCGCCCAAGCCAUCGAACCGGAGGCGCUCAUCCCACUUACAGUCAUUGCGCCCCCACCCGCAACUGAACUUACAUUCGACCCCCAAUUUGUUAUGGCCGGCGACCACAAGCAGUUAGGGCCAUGCACCUCUUCUAAGUCCUCAGAGAUCGAAAUGUCUCUCUUCGAACGUCUCUUCACUCUUCCCGUUUUUGCCGAACAUCCCCUCGCCCGCAAUAACGUCAAUCCCUCUGCUUCAAUACCCGUCCUCACCAAAGCUAUGCUCCCCAUCGCUCGUCCUUCUUUUACGAAUCUCACCCGCAACUACCGUUCUCAUCCCGCCAUCUUAGCAAUACCCAGUUCCUUAUACUAUCACGACACUCUCAUCCCCGAAGCCACGAAUACGGACUCCCUCCUCUCGUGGAAUGGGUGGCGCGGCCGCAAAUGGCCUGUCCUGUUCUCAUAUAAUGCGGGUUUCGAUGAGAUCGAGCAGGACGGUGGCGGGUGGUAUAACAACCUCGAGGCGCGCAUGGCAUGCGACUACGCACUAGAAUUACUCAAGACAGGCAUGAUGCAGCAGCAGGACAUUUGUAUCAUGAGUCCCUUCAACGCUCAGGUGCGGCGGUUGCGAGCUCUGAUUCGCCAGCCACCGUAUCAGCUAUGGGACGUUAACAUCGGCCCGGCGGAGGCUUUUCAAGGUCUAGAGAGUCGGGUUGUCAUUCUCUGCACAACCCGCACCCGCCCUCGUUUCCUUCCCUCCGACGCUUCUCGCGCUCUCGGCCUCGUCAACAUGCCAAAACGCAUGAAUGUCGCUCUUACUCGCGCCAAGCAUGGCCUCAUCGUUAUCGGCAAUCCGGAAGUGCUGACGAAAGACGAAAACUGGACCGCUUUCUUGGCGUUCUGUGCGAGGAACGGAUUGUGGCACUAUCAAACCGAUCCACGUGGACUAGAAGUGCAGCAAGCGUGGGUAGAUGCAUUGAAGGUUAAGGGGACGAUUGGGGAGUCAGAAAAGCAACUGGUGAGACGAGAACAGGGCGGCGAGGAGGGCGGUGGUGGUGGUGGGAGGGUGCUUGGGGCAAGGGCGAGGGCUGAGGGAGAGGGAAUGUAUGAUGCCGAGGCGGCAGAGAUGGCGGGGGAUGGCGUGGAGUACGAGGAAGACGAGGGAGAGGAAGAAGGCGAUGAUGAAGACAGCGACCUUGAACACGAAUUGGGCAUUGAUAGGAUAUUGCAUGAGGACGACGUUCAAUAGCGGUUCAUUAAUUGACUAGACUUUGAAUACCAAGGGCCAUUUUGGGUCUUCUUUCUCAGCACAUUGACGCCCGUCGGAGCGCAUCUCAUUCAUAUGUUUAAUCUACGAUCUCACGAU
Mytilinidion resinicola is the source of this 2099-nucleotide messenger RNA. Its product is annotated as P-loop containing nucleoside triphosphate hydrolase protein. Gene Ontology annotation, biological process: regulatory ncRNA-mediated post-transcriptional gene silencing. The transcript has 2 exons. The record is from RefSeq and is a predicted model, not a curated record. Gene Ontology annotation, cellular component: cytosol; P granule. NCBI's taxonomy places the organism in Eukaryota, Fungi, Ascomycota, Dothideomycetes, Mytilinidiales, Mytilinidiaceae. Gene Ontology annotation, molecular function: helicase activity. Bases 18 to 1982 code for a protein of 654 amino acids.